Messenger RNA from Microplitis demolitor, 2885 nucleotides. RefSeq names its product unc-112-related protein. Bases 300 to 2441 code for a protein of 713 amino acids. The record is from RefSeq and is a predicted model, not a curated record. Gene Ontology annotation, molecular function: integrin binding. Gene Ontology annotation, biological process: cell-matrix adhesion; integrin-mediated signaling pathway. Lineage: Eukaryota; Metazoa; Arthropoda; Insecta; Hymenoptera; Braconidae. Gene Ontology annotation, cellular component: cell-substrate junction. The transcript is spliced from 8 exons.
CAGUUGCCACAUUGCGCCCGAAUAGCGCCGAGUAAAGAUAAAUGGUGUCGUAUUAUAAACAAUUUACGGUGUAUGUACUGUUCUAAUACAAAUGUUCUGGAUGCCAUUCGGCAUUUAAAUAAAGUGUAUUUAUAUUUACAAUACAACAAGUUAAUAUUAAACUAAAAAAUAAAAAUGAUAGUCAAUCAAAUGUUAAAGUUUUAAGUGCGGUUUUUAAAAUCAGUGAUUUUAAAUCGAGUUUUAAUAAGUUUUUAAAUUAAUAAGACAUUAAUAAGUUGUUUGUUUAUUUUAUUUUAAAUAUGUAUUCAGACGGGCACGAAGUAGACGGCAGUUGGGUACUGCGCGUCUACGUUACGGAUUUACAGGUCGAGAGAAAUCUUCGCGUCAAAGGAGAGCUUCAUAUUGGCGGUGUCAUGCUUCGUCUUGUUGAAGAUCUUGAUAUUGCAAUGGACUGGUCAGAUCAUGCACUUUGGUGGCCUAAAAGAAAUCACUGGCUCACAAGAACAAGAAGUACUUUGGAUCAGUAUGGAGUUGCAGCGGAUGCUCUUUUACAUUUUACACCAAUGCACAAAACACUUCGUGUACAAUUGCCAGACAUGCGUUAUCUUGAUUGUCGAGUUGAUUUUUCCGUAAAGACUUUUAAUGCUGUUAUAAAUCUUUGUAAAGAACUAGGAAUUAGACAUCCAGAAGAGCUAUCAUUUUGUAAACCCCUUGAGCCUAAUCACUUGAAGUACAACUUGAAAGAUCUGCCAGCAAAAAAGAAGAUAGAAAAUCAAAAGAACGGGCAUUGGAACGUGCCAGCGGAUACAAACACUUUUAUCCCAGUCAGUCAAAGUCCACAAGGAUCGAAUGGAAGUUUAGAUCAGAGCAGUCCUUUUAUGUGCGCUCCAGUCACCCCGAACAAUAGGAAUCACAGCACGCCCAUCAGUUCUCCAGUUUCACAUACGGGUACAUGGAAGAGAAAUAACAACUCUUCAGGAUUUGGGAGUACCGGUUCAUUCAAUGCAAACAAUAGUACAAUGAGUUUAGAGGCAUUAAAUGGUGGCAUGACCGAAUCAUUGGCUCAAAGCCCAUCCGCGGCAUCACCAGACGUUCAUGCCAAACUAAUAAAACCGAAAAAUCUUGUCGAACGUGCACGAAUGAACGUAGCAUGGCUCGACUCAUCUCUCUCAAUAAUGGAACAAGGCAUUAGAGAAUAUGAUAUUCUCAGACUUAAAUUUAAAUUUUAUUCAUUUUAUGACUUAAAUCCUAAAACUGAUGCUGUUAGAAUAAACAUGAUUUACGAACAAGCUAAAUGGCAGCUUCUUGCCGAAGAAAUCGAUUGUACUGAAGAAGAAAUGCUUAUGUUUGCUGCCCUACAGGUACAAGUGAAUCUCCAGGCAAGUAUGCCACAGCCAAGUUACGAGAGCAAUGGAUCACCCUCACUGAUAGAAGAUGAUAUUGAUGCAGCACUAACGGAUCUACAAGUUAGUCUCGAAGGUAGCAGUAUCAGUAAUGGAACCAGCGAUAUUACUCAAGUACCAGAGCUCUGUGAUUAUCUUCGGUUCUUCAAACCAAAACGUUUUACGCUCAAGGCAUUUAAACGUUACUGGUUCACAUGCCGAGAUCUACAGCUACGAUUAUAUAAAACACGAGAAGAGAGCAACAGUUCUGAAGCACCAGCUUAUAUUAUUAAUUUACGUGGAUGUGAAGUCACACCUGACGUUCAUCUCUCUCAAGGCCGUUAUGGGAUUAGAUUGGAAGUGCCCAGUGCUGAUGGAAUGACGGAAAUGUGGAUUAGAUGUGAUACCGAACAACAAUAUGCUAAGUGGAUGGCUGCGUGUCGAUUGGCUGCCAAAGGCCGAUCAUUAGCAGACUCAUCAUAUGAAAGUGAAGUAAAUAGUAUCACUGCUUUCUUACAAUUACAAAGACCAGCUCCAGCACCUGCGAUUAGUCCUACUUCACUUAAUAUUACACCAGAAGAUUACGUAGCGCCCAGAUACUCUAAGAAACUUAGAGGAAAACUGGUACAAAGAAUUUUAGAAGCUCAUGCAAAUGUUAAAGAUCUUCCAUUGAUUGAAGCUAAAUUAAAUUACAUAAAAGCAUGGCAAUCACUGCCUGAAUAUGGUAUCUCAUUAUUUAUUGUACGAUUUACUGGCAAAAAUAAAGACGAAUUACUUGGAAUCGCUAAUAAUCGACUUAUGCGUAUGGAUUUGCACAGCGGGGAUCAUUUAAAAACAUGGAGAUACAAUACAAUGAAGGCGUGGAAUGUUAAUUGGGAAGUAAAACACAUGAUGGUACAAUUCGAAGAAGAGAACAUUAUUUUCGAAUGUCAAUCAGCGGAUUGCAAAGUCGUACAUGAAUUUAUUGGAGGCUAUAUAUUUUUGUCAAUGCGUUCCAAAGAAGCUAAUCAAACGUUAAAUGAAGAAAUGUUUCAUAAAUUAACCGGUGGUUGGGUUUGAAAGUAAAAUAAUAAUUAAUAUCUGACAUUUAAUAAAAAAGAUAAUAACUAAAAGUAAAUAUAAAAUAAAAGAUAAUGAUAUUUAAUAAAAUAAUUGUUGGAUAGUAAAAUUAACUGCGAAAAGAUAACGUGUUUGUUAUGUAACAUAGAAAAAACUUAUUACUUACGAAAUAUUUUAAAACAUAUACAUGAGUGCCUAGUGACUUGUUAUUGUAAAAAUAAUAUACAAUAUAUAAUUUUAUAUAAUUAUAAAUAUAUAGAUAUCUACUGAUAAUUAAUUAUUAAUCGAAGAUAAUGUGCAACAUGAAGUAAUCAAACCAAAAUUGAUUUAUAUAAAACCGCGAAAAAAUUUAAAUUUUAAUUAAUCAUUUUAAUUGUCGGUUUUUUAAAAAUAUUUUAAAUGCUAUAUUUAUAUACAAGAUUUUAAUCUAGACGUUUAGAAUUU